AUUGAUAGGUGUCAUAGAUGUUUCAUAGUACUCCCAUUAUGGUGGCGCAGGGGACUAGUGGAAAAAUGAAGGUACAAUUAUUAGUAUCUUGUCACCAAAUUUCAUCGUUUGAUACCUAUCACUCCUCUAUAAGAAUGGAAGGGUGAACCAUAUGAUCAUGAGUCAUAACCAGGUCUAAGUUAUUAAUUACCAUGAAGGUUAAAAGUGAUCAGAGUUGUGAAUAUAAGAGAUAUGCAUUUGCUUGUCUCUUGUGUUCUUUAGUUGUGAACAUAGUCUUGUCAUAUUUUGUGAUUGUUGGUAAGAAAUGUAGUUUGAGUUGGAGCCAAAGUGCAGCAGCAGAAGCAGAAGCUGUGGCAUUGAUUUCGUGUUCCGGGCACGGGAGAGCUUACUUGGAUGGUGUGGUUGUUGAUGGUAAACAAGUUUGCGAGUGUAAUACUUGUUAUCAUGGUCCUCAUUGCUCCACUUAUAUCCCUCAUUGUCCUGCUGAUGUUAACAGUGGGGAUCCCACGUUUUUAGAGCCAUAUUGGAUGAAAAAUGCAGCUAGUAGUGCAGUGGUUGUAGCAGGAUGGCAUCGAAUGAGUUAUAUAUUCAGUGACCACUCCUAUACCUCACAAGAACUCGAGAAAAGCAUCCACAGGCUACAUUCUAUAGCUGGAAAUGCAGUCACGGAAGGAAAGUAUGUUGUUUUCGGGACUGGUUCUACCCAACUCCUCAAUGCAGCAGUCCAUGCCCUCUCCCUGGAUAACUCAUCCACGCCUUCAAAAGUCGUCGUUUCAAUCCCAUUCUACCCGGCCUACAAAGUACAGACUGAAUUCUUUGCAACAGAGGAAUAUGAAUUUGAUGGAGAUGUGUCGUCGUACACGAACAAUUCUGGUGACUCUGUGAAUGCGAUAGAGUUUGUAACUUCACCUAACAAUCCUGAUGGAAAGUUAAAGAAAGCGGUUCUUAAAGGUCCAUCUGCCAAGGCAAUCCAUGAUCAUGCCUAUAAUUGGCCACAUUAUACUGCUAUUUCAUCUCCCUCCGACGAAGAUCUCAUGAUCUUUACACUUUCCAAGCUUACUGGUCAUGCGGGGGUUCGAUUUGGGUGGGCUUUUGUUAAAGAUAAGGUUGUGUACGAGCGAAUGUCAACAUAUACAGAUGACAAUACUUUCGGGGUGUCCAGGGACAUUCAGUUGAGGGCAUUGAAGCUAUUAAACGUGGUUCUUGACGGAGAUGGAAGAUCUCUGUUUAAAUAUGCUUAUGAAAUAAUGAAAAAUCGGUGGGAGAGCUUGAGCCGGACUGUAGCAUUGUCCACACGCUUCACUAUCCAGGAUAUUGCACCCAGCUUCUGUACAUUCUUUCAGAAUGUCAGAGGACCUUCUCCAGCUUAUGCAUGGCUGAAAUGUGAGAGGGAAGAAGAUGAACAAUGUUACCAAGUCCUCCAAGCUGGUGGCAUACUUGGUCGUGAUGGGACUCUAUUUGGUGCUAGUAGUCGAUAUGUGCGCCUCAGCCUCAUCAAGUAUCAAGAUGAUUUUGAUCAACUGCUACAGCAUUUAAACAAAUUAGUUCUCCAGGAAGAGGGUGCUACCAGAGAUAAUAUUUAAUAAUUCAUCCUCUUACAGAAAGAUUUGCAAGCAGACUUUGAUUAUCCAUUCUCAUUUACUAGUUAUUGUUCUUAAAUACUACUGGUCUACGCACUCCGUCCCGGUCAAUAGUAUACAUCAGGGAUGGAGACGCGUCACGGAUUUUAGUUCUUCAAUAAAGUAUAGUUCUGCAACUAACUGGCCCUUUGCCAUCUA
Daucus carota subsp. sativus is the source of this 1778-nucleotide messenger RNA. RefSeq names its product tryptophan aminotransferase-related protein 4-like. Lineage: Eukaryota; Viridiplantae; Streptophyta; Magnoliopsida; Apiales; Apiaceae. Gene Ontology annotation, biological process: amino acid metabolic process. The transcript is spliced from 5 exons. Gene Ontology annotation, molecular function: transaminase activity; carbon-sulfur lyase activity. The coding region runs from base 192 to 1583 and encodes 463 amino acids. The record is from RefSeq and is a predicted model, not a curated record.